AUGGCCAUGAUCAACAGAUGGCAGAGAUCAUGUGGAGAGAGUCCGUUCUGUCGGUCGAUACGGGAUGAGGAAGUUGAAUUUGCAAAAAAACUGCGAGAGCUGCUAUCCACUUAUCUUUUCAGCGUAUGGACGGUGAUCUCCAACACUGCUUAUGAGUACCUGCCCACUUUACAGUGUAGUGUCCCGACGCAGUCUACAUACCUGGAUUGUGCCAAGAUAGUUAGAAAGACGAAAAAUCGUCGACAAAUAAAGAAGACAAUGAAAAGGUUAAAAAAUUUAAUUUGCGGAAAUGUGCUUAAAAAGCGUCGCGAUCAGAAUCUUCUUUUGGCCAUUUGGUUCAAUAGUGCCCGGACAAAAGAAAAUAAAGGCGCCAAAAAUUACGUGGAAAUCUCACAAACUCGGCGACCUAUCACCUUAAUCAUUGACAAUGCUUGGAAGCAUCGGCAAAAAACCUUCUACAAAGCAUUUGCUGAGUGUGGAAACGGAAUA
Messenger RNA from Mesorhabditis spiculigera, 489 nucleotides. The record is from the annotation of a GenBank genome assembly. Lineage: Eukaryota; Metazoa; Nematoda; Chromadorea; Rhabditida; Rhabditidae.